AUGGUUUAAAAUGAUUCUGAAGCCACCAAGUAAUCCUGUGAAUAGCAGACAGGAUCCAAGAAAAUCACCAAGCAGCAUGGCCACUGGAAUCAGACAGAGCACAAUACCUAUCUCAACUUUUUAUUGGAAAAUGCAAACCACACCAAAGGCUAAAGAUUAUUUAAGAGAAUGAGUUAAGUUGUUGGCACUCGCACACCAAGUUAAUGCAGGUAAGAACCUAUAAUAUAAGAUCGCAUCACUAAAAAUUUAAUCCAUAAAAGGCAAAAUCUUCUUAUAUAGAUACAAGAUGUUAGAGAUCCAAACAAUGUGCCAGAAGUUACUUCGCUUAACACAAAUAAACUGAUGAUGAUAGCCAAUGAAAUGACUUUUGUAUAUUAUACUCAAAUAUUGUUAACCUUAUCACAAGAUAGUAUCAUGGCUAAUUAAAAACGAUAAAACAUAUAAAAUUCAAAUCAAGAUUUUUCACUUCUCUUUACAUACACUUUUCUUUCUCUUACUCAUUUCCCACCUCAUUAUUCCAAUCUCUUUGAAAAAUACCUUAUGUAAAUUUUAACUUGCCGCAUUUUAUAUGUGUUUAUAACACUCUUCCUUCCCUUUCUUUUGACUGCCAAUAUGUGCUUGUACUGCAAAGUUCAUUUAUUAAUGCUCAUGUGA
Molecule: messenger RNA, 654 nt
Organism: Paramecium octaurelia
Lineage: Eukaryota; Ciliophora; Oligohymenophorea; Peniculida; Parameciidae
Source: the annotation of a GenBank genome assembly